This is a messenger RNA of Auanema sp. JU1783, 1521 nucleotides long. The record is from the annotation of a GenBank genome assembly. Lineage: Eukaryota; Metazoa; Nematoda; Chromadorea; Rhabditida; Rhabditidae.
AUGCCAGGACGUUCUAGAAGAAGAAGGAAUAGUUCAAAUCGUGCGGGUUCAUAUGACGGUAGAUCUGAACAUUCGGCAUCGCCUCGAGCUUCUCCAUCCCGUCGCCCUAUAUAUGGACGUGAUAACUUUUACGGUUUAACCAAGGAUCAAGCUUUACAAAUCAUACAUCCGUCCAACUCAUCUGAUGAGCCUAUCAACGAACCUGACCCACACUAUUUGUUCCUGCUCCAGCAGAGCGAAAAGACCUCGAAAACUCUAAACUAUGUGAAGAAUCAUGUCGUUCGUCAGACUUUGUUCCCUUUCGAUUCUUACUUCAUCAGAAGACUCCUGAAUAACAAGCAUGUCAUGUUUAUGGGAGAUUCAUUAACUCGAGCUCUCUAUAAGGAUCUAGUGGUUCUUCUUCAAACAGACGACAUAACAAAUGAAAGAUUUUUGAAGAUGAAAUCAGAAUACUCUCAUUUUGGUGAUCGACAAAUUGAUAUCUUGCCUUUAGAAUCCGAUCGUAUUUUUAGACAGGCUAGAGAGUACAUGUCUGAUAAUCAUUUGGUACAGUAUGUUUUCACCUCGAGAGUGAUGAAGAAUGACGUAGAGAAAGCUUUACUCAAUAUUUUCAAAACUAAAGAAUAUCCUGACUUAAUCGUCCUGAAUUCUGCCAUCUGGGACGUAACAAGAUAUAACUUAGAACCUACGAACAUGUACAAUAUUCCGUUCAAUAUGCGUAGUCCACGAACUCAGAUAAAUAAUGAGUUGGUUGGAAUGGAAGAGUAUUGUGAGAGAGUUGCGAUGUUGAUGAGACGAUUGCGUUUGAUCCUGCCGGCAACUACGCAGGUAAUAUGGGUGUUAUACCCAUGGCCCAUGCCUAUCGACUAUGUCGGUAUGAGUACCAGGGUUGGAGCCAAUGAUAAGCGUCAACUACAUAGAUCGUUAUACCUAGAUGCUAACUAUAGAGCUGCUCAAAUAGUUCGAACAGCGGGAUAUGAUGUUCUAGAUUUGGGCUUCUUCAUGAGAAAUCAUGCUUUAUAUACUUUUAGAUGUCGAGAUGGCGUUCAUUGGACCUCAGUUGGCACAAGGAUUAUGUCUCAGCUCCUUAUCGGUCAUGUAUCGAUGAAUAUUUGCCUGCCAAAGUAUAUUGAGGAUAGAUUGGCCGAAUUCUCUAGAAAUCUUGCCGAUCAUGGACCGAAAUUUUAUGACGGUAUGAAUAGGGGUGUCGAUGGAGAUGAUAAAGGAAGUCACGCUGAGAUAAUGCAGCAAAAAUUGCGUAAGACGUUUUUCAAUAAUUUGAACGCCGAUACAAGAGAGGCUAUCAAACAAGAUGUUCAACUGUUACGCUUUGUUGAUUUGAUCCGAAGCGAGAGGUUGCUAGAGAAUGUCAGUCCUGAGAUUGCGGACUAUAUUGUCAAUAUGGUACAUACUAAGAGUUUGAGCACUGCGAGAAUUUGCAAGAAUGACACCCAACGCAUAAUGAUCUCAGUUGGAGAAAAGUAUUUGUCUCGUAUCAGAGCGAAUAAUUUCAAGAAAUGA